This is a messenger RNA of Rhopilema esculentum, 3808 nucleotides long. Its product is annotated as potassium channel subfamily K member 13. The record is from RefSeq and is a predicted model, not a curated record. NCBI's taxonomy places the organism in Eukaryota, Metazoa, Cnidaria, Scyphozoa, Rhizostomeae, Rhizostomatidae. Gene Ontology annotation, molecular function: potassium ion leak channel activity; outward rectifier potassium channel activity. Gene Ontology annotation, biological process: potassium ion transmembrane transport; stabilization of membrane potential. Gene Ontology annotation, cellular component: plasma membrane.
AUUUAUUGCCCUCAAUUUACGUCCCUGCUACCGUGUAGAAUUGAAAAAAAAACCGCAAAAGUUGCUUGAAAGUAUCUUGAAAAAAUAUGUGGAUUCUUGCUAAGGACUUCUAUUCAACUCAAGGAUUAAUAAAAUGCACUAGAGACAGUGUUUCUCGUUGGAAACAAUGCUUCCAUGGUAACACAUAUUUCACAGCACCCGAUGUUAACUUUUCCUUUCUUUAUUAUCUUAACACAAACUCAUUCAAAACUAUACCCAAAAUGCUGGUAUUGUGCCUUGUGUUUGACGGUGGACACCAGGCGAUAAAUGGCGGUGAAAUUAUGUCCGCUUUUAUUGUAAACACCCGAUUAAUAUAAGUGUAAAAAUGCGAAAUUUUAAUAUAACCCUAAUAUUUCAGUUGCUCCAUCAAUGAUAUGCGAUUUGUUGCAGGUAAAUUGAUAAAUAGAAACCAUAAAUUUACCUGUCCUAUUUUUAUGAAUGCAUUAUGUCAUUUAUUACCGGUAUUGCCAAACAACGGAUUUAUUGUGAGGCUAAAGCUAAUUUGGCACCUUAGCUGACAACGGGGAAUACUCAAAUUCAUCGUAUGGAUAAACUUGGUCAUUACUGCAAUCAAAGCUACGAUCACUUGAUAUCCACUUACUUCACUGGAGCAGUUGCCGCGAGUUCAUUUACCAGAAGCAGUUACAAUUGAAUACGGCUGCAAGAUUUCAAACAAUGCGUAUUCACAUUUGGUAAGGAGUGGAUAACCUCCGCUGCAUUAAGCACGUUGACGAUACAAGAUGCAAAUACAUAUAGAAGAGACAUAAAUGCAGCAUUUUACGAGUUGAGACUCGCGUUUGAUGAUGGGAAGGAAAACGCGCAGCCGAUCGCGAACGCAAAGCUCUUCCACAUAUGUCAUAUUGUUCUGUUUUCACAAGAAAUCAAACGUAUUUGAAGGUUUAUAAUUGGAGUAAUCAAACAGCACAGUUUCACAGUAAAACUUCCUUUUGGAUUUGACUUGGCCUCUACUGCUUCAUUGCACAUUUGAAGGUCAUGAAGGAGGAUACAUUGCACCUUUUAGUUUUGAUAAUUCUGCUUAUCCUGUACAUGGUUAUCGGCGCCGGGAUCUUCAGCGCCCUGGAACAGGAGCACGAAGAAAAAAUGAAAAAGCAUUACAACAAUAUCUUUUUAUUGUUUUCAAGAGAAAAUAAUUUAACUGAUUCAGCCGUAUCUCGUCUUUUAGAGUCUCACAAAGAGGCUUGUCUCCUUGGCGUUGGGCUAGAUAGCGUAAAUAAAUGGGACUUUGCGGGAGCGUUUUAUUUCACUGGUACUGUGAUUACCACAAUCGGGUUCGGAUUGACAGCACCAUCUACCUUUGAAGGGCAACUCUUCUUCAUAUUCUACGCGCUUAUUGGCAUACCUUUGAACAUACUGUUCCUUAACACGGCGUUACAAAAGAUAGUUUCUAUGCUUUCUGACCUCAUUAGGUCUGGUUACAACUGCAUGCCUAAAAAUAAAUUCUUUACGCCGCCAGGACCUAAAGAGUUGCCUCUUGGUGAGAUGCUCGUCGCCUCAUUUGUGAUUUACGCCCUAGUGACGUUGUUACUGGCAACAGCAUUUACUUUGAUAGAAGACUGGACGUUUUUCCAAGCAAUCUACUUCUUAAUAGUUGCAUGUUCAACAGUGGGAUUCGGAGACUAUGUUCCGAGUAAAACACGGACCAGUGUGGGGCACAAUGUUCACGAUGGAUAUCGCCUUGCUAAUUGGUUCUUGAUUGCCAUUGGGCUUCUGUUAAUCUACGUAGUUCUGAAUCUGCUAGCUAAUUUCUUUAAAAAUGUUCUUUCGCGAUGCAUCGAUCUUUGUGGAAUGAAAAUUUGCCCUUGUUUAAAAACACAAGUGGAACCUUUUGAUUCAAGUACUCAAAAGAACCGCCAGUCAGCCAUUGGUGGUAACAGACGGGCUGUGAGUCGAAUAAGCUUCGCAAACGAUUUGGAUGCCAACGGACCAGAUCUAGGAUCAUUUGCAGCUAUACAAGUUGCAUUAGAUAAGUUGAAAAUGGAAGCCAGUUCAGAUGACCAUGGAAGCAACACAGAGCUUAAAGCACUUACUAACAUUGAAAAGAUUCUGCAGGCGGAGUACUUCCGAAUUAGGUCCCGAAGGAAAAGCAACAGCGUAAAAUCGCGCUGGAAAAGAGCUGCAAGACUGGUGAGAGAGUUGUCUCCUAAAGAAGAAGCCUCGUCUUCAAAUCAAUCAACAAAUAACAAUAGGAACGAGGCAUCGCUGAAACUAGAGGAUGCGAAUUCGUACGCUGACCUGCCUGGGUCAAUGGGUAACUGAAGGGCAGCUAAGACACAAGAUAUGCCUGCAGGUUGUGUCGAGAGUGCCUUGAGAACUCUACCUGAAUUCUAUGAACAAUUCGGGAGGGAGUCAAAGAAAAAGGAUCUUUAAAGGUCCCUUUUAAAGACGCAUCGCUCACGAGAAGUUUCUAAAGUAAACCUGAAUGGGUAUAGACUCCCUUUGAGAUUCUACGAUUUACUGAUGAUGGUCAUGGAUCUUAGAGCCUUUGCUCCAAUUGGUUAAUUGUAACAGCAAAGACCAUUUUCAUUAAGUUUGAAGAUGAGAAAAGAAACUACAAAGCAGUUAUACAAUAUUGGUGCAUCUCUAACCUAUUUAUUGUGUAUAUUUCCGAGUCGACCAUUACAUCCCUCCACCUAAAGAAGGAUUGUUUGUCAUUUGCUUUGAGAUGUCUCAGCAUUGCUGUGUUUACCAAUGAACCAAAAUAUUAUUUUAGUACACGAUGGAAGUCUAAUCUGCAGUAGUUGAAUUUCUUAAUAUGUAGUGAGUUAUAUAAUGACUUGUGAAUAGGUACAACAUUUCUUUCUAACCUCGGUGUAUUGGUAUUGGAAUGUUUCUAGAAUAUUACUGACGGAUGGAAAAUAAUAUAGCUAUAGUUUCGAGAGAAAUCAAGUAUCGUUUAAAAUUUUACGAAAUCAUUCUAAAAAAGGAAAUUUAGAAAACUUUGAAACCUAAAGGAAUACGGAUGAAAAAAUCGAAUCAAUACUUUUGAUUUUCAUGCGAAAAAAUUCCAUACAGUAUUAAUCUCAAACUGUGAAGUUUGUAUACACGCUCUGAAAGGAAGGAAGUUGAUAUUCUGAUAAUGAUCACAGGUUAACUUUUUAGGUUAUAAGAUUAAUUUAAUAAAAAUGGUGCAAAACUAAUAAUUUCGUCAACAAGCUUAUCAUUUUCAAAUUGCAACAGGAAGGUUAAAUUUGAUUUCAUGGAAAUUAAAAAAAUUGGAAGCGCGAAAUUGUUUGUUUGCAUAAAUGUAAUGUUUAACAGGGCUGAAUUUAUUGUACACAUAAACAAUUGAAUAUUAUGUUUAUAUUUGUGCUGAUAGCCUACACUAAUUAUUGGCGAUCAAACUUACACAACAUACUUUGAAAUGUAAUAUAAUUUAGUAAAUCCUUUCACCCUUAAUUUAAAGGAACUAUGAACCUUGACUAAUUGAACUUUGCCUGACCUUCGAUCUGUAGUAACACAUUUAUUCUAUCUAAUGAUUGGGGUAUUUACCAUUUGUGAGAGAGAAGUUAUUGGAAAUGGACCAUCAAUUAAGAUGCAUCGUAUAAAGCAAUGAUGGGCACCUUAAAUAAGAAACUUAAAUGCUAGUUUUGAGAAUCAAUGCUUUUUCCAAAGUUCAGAUUUGACAAAAUAUUCAACAAAAAGGUCAUCGUUUGACUCAAUAACCAUUUCGUGGCAUAUGGAGUCUUCUGCAAGUCGGAGAAGGUACGUUGAUUUACAAAACCUUUUCGUCUAAAAAGAGGUUUUGGGG